Chaetomium fimeti is the source of this 1402-nucleotide messenger RNA. RefSeq lists its product as uncharacterized. The record is from RefSeq and is a predicted model, not a curated record. The transcript has a single exon. The coding region runs from base 328 to 1242 and encodes 304 amino acids. NCBI's taxonomy places the organism in Eukaryota, Fungi, Ascomycota, Sordariomycetes, Sordariales, Chaetomiaceae.
UGCCCAUAGUGACCUCAUAUACCUCACCUACGCCCAGUGUGUGAAACAACAGGCUGCCCACAAGACAUACGGGAUUGGCUACCGUGCCACUGCGACGAUCAUGAUGGGUGAACGAACGAAUAUACCAACGCUACGAGGUCUUGAUUGCGCCGAGCCCCGGCACCUGUUGCCCAUGUUACACUUGCCCCUCAACGCUCCGGCACUUGUUCAGCAACAGCAUCCCGGUCUCACACGUACAAGUGCUUAAGGUCCUUGGUCGGCUCCCACGCCAAAUCGACGUUUUCUCAGGCUUGUUGACACCCACCCCGGAUCGUUUCAUGACAGUAAAUGCAUCCUAGCUUGAGUAGUCUCGGCAUACAUACCCUCCUCCAUUCACAGCGAGUCAUUAUGGUACUCUCUACCAGUGUUUCUUCCCCUUUUGCGAUUCUCCUUUUUGGAGUAGCGCAAUGUGUACUUGGGCAUCCUCUGGCUUCGCGAGCAGUUGACUGCGACCGCGCCGUGUUGGCCGAAACAGCCGAUGCUUACAUCGCCGCGCAGGAGGCAGGCGACGUCAGUCUGCUCGAAGGGGUCGUUGCUGAUGGUUGGGAAUACGAAGAAAACAACAAGAAGAAAGACCCCGGCCAAGGUGUGCUAAGCAAGGCGCUUACAAUCGACCACCGGCGCACCAACUUCGACCUCGUGGCAUGCGCAACUUACACCGAGGUCAUCGUCAGCGACCCAGCCAACCCCUAUGUCAUUGGAACCCAGAUCCGCCACGGGGAUGACGGCCGUGUUACGCUCAUUGACACUAUCGCCUCGACGACGAACUCGUGGCUCUUUGACGCCAAGAAGACGCUCGAGUACGUGCUGCAGGAGAAUUGGGACCCGAUCCCCGAGGACAAACGCGACGAGCGGGAUGUUAUCCAGGCCGCUGGCGAUGCCUAUCUUGACAUGUGGAGCAACGCUACCGCUUCAGAGGCCGUUCCCUGGGGCACGCCCUGCGUUCGACUCGAAGGAUCUGCAUAUACCGGGAAGGGGAGUCCCGACGACUCCUGCAAACCCGGCAUUCCUUCUAACUCCAGCCAAGCGCCCAAUACCCGCCGCCGGUAUGUCAUUGACGACGCCAUGGGAUCAGUCAGCAUCUUCUGUGUUUGGGAGCACAUGAUGAUGGCGGCGGACAGCCACGAGUUCCGCCUAGAGGGUGGGAAGCUUCGUUACGUACAUACAAUGACAGAGUGUGGGGGCCAGCGAUGUACCUUAUAAAUUUAAGCAGGAGGCGCUAGGGAUAUCGAUACCGAAAAGAAAGGAGAUGUUGUCGGUGCAAUACUAGUUGGUUUGUUAACACAACACCUUAAACAUUGGCCUACGUUUCAGUGUUGAAAACCCCUAUCUUGACACCCAACCAACGAUUUAAACCAGGGAA